Ilex paraguariensis (yerba mate) is the source of this 517-nucleotide messenger RNA. NCBI's taxonomy places the organism in Eukaryota, Viridiplantae, Streptophyta, Magnoliopsida, Aquifoliales, Aquifoliaceae. The record is from the annotation of a GenBank genome assembly.
CAAUUUUCACGCUGUCAAUGCCAAUUACCUCCUCUUCUUCUUUAGGUUCCCCUCUUCUCUCUCCUCUUAUAUCUUUCUCUCUCUUCUCUCAUUCAAUUAGCAGCAAUGGCGAAGAAGAAGAUGCUCAAUAAUAGGAGAAAGAAGAGAGAUGAUUUUAGCCAAAUUGAUCACAUACCUAAGUAUUCUCACAAACCCAGAAGCCCCAAUGGACACAGACGUCGCACUGACUACUCUCUCUUCUUCUCUCAAGAGUCCUCCAGCAACAAAAGGAUAUUAUCUGGUGUAAGCGUAGCAAUUUCGGAAGAAUCAAAGGACAUGAGAAGUGAAGUUCUUGAUCAAUGCUGCAAGUUCCAUCUCAAAAGGCAAGAGUCUGCUGCAGUUCCUGUCAGAGAAGUUGAAUUACUUGCCCAAGAUUCACUUUUGGAACCUUGUGCUAACAGAGAGCAAUGAUCUAUGCGGAACUCCAGGAAGUGUAGCAGGGGCAAAAAAUGCUCACCAGUUGUGGCGGCCUGCUGAA